Molecule: messenger RNA, 1219 nt
Organism: Anopheles coluzzii
Lineage: Eukaryota; Metazoa; Arthropoda; Insecta; Diptera; Culicidae
Exons: 5
Coding region: 156-1205 (349 amino acids)
Molecular function (GO): DNA binding
Source: RefSeq, a predicted model, not a curated record
GUAAACAACUUUCCAGUUUUGCAACAAUUUGCUUCAUUUCGUGCUAAUUUAGUUGUGAUAAUUAGUGCAUUUCGUGCUGAUUGCAGCUUAUGUAGCGAGCAAAGAGCGUGUAACUUCUUUCAAACGGUCUCAUCACUACAAACAACUGCAAAACCAUGCCCGGUCCACGUUCCAACCUGUGGUCCUUCUUCACCAGAGACCCAACGGGGAAAACAGCCAAAUGCGCCCUCUGCAAUCAGCUAAUGUCGGUGGAAAAGUCAACGUACUCCAAUCUGCGCAGGCACAUCCUGAGGAAGCAUCCUUCCAGACGCCAUGAAGUCGCACCACGUGAAAAGACACUACACAAUGCGAUGUGGAAACACUUCAGCAAGGAGCCCGAAAAGCGGGCCAAAUGCCGGCACUGCAGUACGGUGCUCACGUACAAGUACACGACGUCCAGCCUGGGCCGGCACAUGCAAAACAAACACGUCAAGAUACUGCUGGAGGAGCAGCAAAGCAGCGCGGUCCAGUUCGAGGAGGAGUACGAGGAGGUGUACGAGGAGGAGGGGGAGCAGGGGGUGUUUCCGAUGCACAGCGACGAAGAGCGUAGCCAGUACGCUGCGGGUGGUUGCGUGUCGGGUAACGAGUCGGACGAGGAAAUGGAGUGUGGCGGUGGAUUGAUUGAACUGCAGCCGGUGAAAAACGAUGGACUGACGGAACCGAUCAAGCUGGAGAUCGUCGACCUAAAUCCGGAACCAACCUCGAAUGACGAUCCGGAUCAUGAACUGAUCGAGGGCAGCAUACACCAUCACCACCAUCACCAGUCAAGCCGGAUAACACAGUACGAUGAAGCAGCGGCCAUGAUGCACCACCACCACGAGCUCGGACAGGAGGACGACCUGUCGGAGGUAAUAGAAGAGACGGUGAUAGGACAGAUCAUGGGCCCGGAGGGCACGGCACACCCCGGCCCGGCCGACCCAACCGCAACGGAGGAUGAAGAGCGGAAAGCUAGUGCCGGUUGCCUGAUAAGCUCCAGCAUGAAACAUAUUAACACCAAAGUGGCCACUUUCGCCGUCCAUACAGCGCUCGAGAUGGAAAGCUUAGCGGCGCAGCAGCGAAUAAUAGCGCAAAAGCUUGUAUCGGACAUACUGUUCAAUGCAAAGUUGGACAAUUUAGAUGAAAACUCGCUGGUGAUCGUGCGCGUUGGAACGUUCGAACGCGAAUGAGCGAUUUUUUCUAU